This is a messenger RNA of Hydractinia symbiolongicarpus, 1655 nucleotides long. Its product is annotated as pol-RFamide neuropeptides-like. NCBI's taxonomy places the organism in Eukaryota, Metazoa, Cnidaria, Hydrozoa, Anthoathecata, Hydractiniidae. The transcript has 3 exons. Gene Ontology annotation, biological process: neuropeptide signaling pathway. Bases 162 to 1298 code for a protein of 378 amino acids. The record is from RefSeq and is a predicted model, not a curated record.
CGUUCCGUACCAAUUUUAGAUAUUAUAUAAAAAUACAUCUUUAUUUUAGCAGAAGUAAUUUUUGGGGCGGAACACUGUGUGAAUAUAUUGACAAGAAGUCGUUGCUGCGUGAGUGCUGGCACUCUAUUAACUUUUACUUUGAGAAAAUUAUCAUCUGAUAAAUGUUAAUCAUGGCUUCAAAGGCGAUGGUGUUUGCGGUCAUAUUUAUCACGUCAUACGUAACAGCGAAAGAUACAGGUAAACUACAGAAAAAAGAAUCUCACAACGAAGAAACAAAAUUAGCUAGCCUUCUCGAUGAUAUAAUAAGUGCAGAAGAAAAUUCUCACGCCACUGAGCCAAAAGAGUUGGAUCAAUGGCUAAAAGGGCGUUUUGGAAGGGAAGCUGAUCAAUGGUUAAAAGGACGAUUUGGAAGAGAAGCGGAGCAAUGGUUAAAGGGACGUUUCGGUAGGGAAAGUGAUCAAUGGCUGAAAGGGCGUUUUGGAAGAGAAAGUGAGCAGUGGCUCAAGGGGAGAUUUGGACGUGAAGCUGAACAGUGGUUAAAAGGACGCUUUGGACGUGAAGCUGAACAGUGGUUAAAAGGUCGCUUUGGACGUGAAGCAGAACAGUGGUUAAAAGGUCGCUUUGGUCGAGAAAAUGAGCAAUGGCUAAAAGGGAGAUUUGGUCGAGAAAAUGAGCAAUGGCUAAAAGGGAGAUUUGGUCGAGAGAAUGAUCAAUGGCUAAAAGGGAGAUUUGGUCGAGAGAAUGAGCAAUGGCUAAAAGGAAGAUUUGGCCGAGAGAAUGAGCAAUGGCUAAAAGGAAGAUUUGGCCGAGAGAAUGAACAAUGGCUUAAAGGUAGAUUUGGCCGAGAAAUAGAACAAUGGUUAAAAGGGCGAUUCGGAAGGGAAUCUGACGCAGAGAUCUUAAAAGGAUUUGGAAAUGAUGUAGCUAGCAGUCAAUGGUUGAAAGGUCGAUUUGGACGAGCCGAAAGCAAUGGACAGCACAGAAAUAUGAUAGGAAAUAAAAGAGAGACAUUACCUCUUCGACGGGGUCGCUAUGGCAAAGAAGUAGAAGAAUAUAAUAAAAAAGAAGUUGACCAAUGGCUCAAAGGAAGAUUUGGACGCGAAGCAGAACAAUGGCUAAAGGGAAGAUUUGGUCGUGAAAUGGAACAAUGGCUUAAAGGAAGAUUUGGACGAGAAGCAGAGCAAUGGCUUAAAGGCUGUUUCGGAAGAUCGACACAAACUGAAAGCGAAACGAAGAAGAGUGUGAGUAAAGACAACACGAAAGUAGAGACUGUUAAGAAAACUGUUAAAAAAAUAUGAAUAGCUUUUGUAGUCGAUAACAUUUUAACUCACAAUCACAACAGAAUUUGAUGAAACUUUUUGAUGAAAUUGUUAGGCAUUAGAAUACCCACGAAACCAUCUUCACCAAAUUAUACAAUUAAAUGAUACAAUGAUAUAAAAAAUUAUCAGUGCCCUAUAAGCAAUAUAGUAGAAUACAAAGUUUUUUUCUUCUUCUAAUGACGAUCGAGUUUUCACUCUCUCUCUCGCCGGGGUUCAUAUUGCAUGUUGUGUGAAUUUUAUUUUGUUGUUGUAAAUGUAUUGUAAUGGAGGUUAAGAAGAGCUAAGUAAAAACUUAUUUUUUCCAACAUUGCAAAAAACGCUAUGAGGUUACUGAAA